AUGUCUUCACAAAUCAACGCGUUCAACCUCGAGACUUGCGCUCGCCCCAACAUCCUGGCUCUCGAGCCAUACAGAUGUGCCAGAGAUGACUACAAGGACGACGGCACAAACAUCUUGCUGGACGCCAAUGAGAACGCAUACGGCCCUGGUCUGACGAUUGACGACGCCUCGGGAAAGCUGAAGAAUGCUCUGAAUGGAGACGGCAGUGUCGAGAUCGACCUUCUUGGCCUCCACCGCUACCCGGACCCUCACCAGCCAGAGCUCAAGCAACUACUCUGCACCCUCCGAAACACCCACACCCACACGGAACAGGAAUUGACACCGGACAACCUCUUUGUCGGCGUCGGCAGCGAUGAGGCCAUUGACGCCCUGAUUCGCGCCUUCUGCACCCCUGGAAAAGACAAGAUCCUGACCUGCCCUCCCACAUACGGCAUGUACUCGGUCUCUGCCCAAGUCAACGACGUCACGGUCGUCAAGGCCCCGCUAGACGUCAACAACGACUUCGCCCUCCAACCCUACCUGAUCAACGAGAUGCUGUCGCAAGACGCAACCAUCAAGAUGGUCUACAUUUGCUCCCCCGGCAACCCGACCGCCAGCCUUGUCAGUAAACAGCACGUCGAAGCUGUCCUCAGACACCCCACAUGGAACGGCAUUGUCGUCUUGGAUGAAGCCUACAUCGAUUUCGCCCCCGACGGCACCUCUCUGGCCGAGUGGGUGAAUGACUGGCCCAACCUCGUCGUCAUGCAGACCCUCUCCAAGGCCUUUGGUCUCGCUGGUAUCCGUCUGGGGGCCGCCUUUACAUCACCGCCCAUCGCGACCCUUCUCAACUCCCUCAAAGCUCCCUACAACAUCUCAAACCCCACUUCACAACUUGCCAUCGCCGCUCUCCAGCCGAAGAACCUCGCCGUCAUGCGCAGCAACCGCGACAAGAUCAUUACACAACGCGACCGCAUGCUCAAAGAGAUGCCUUCCAUCCCAGGCAUCGGUCGCUUCCGUGGCGGUGCCGCCAGCAACUUCCUCCUCGUAGAAAUGCUCAACGCUUCCAACGAACCCUCCAACGAAAUCGCCCUCGCAGUCUACGAACAACUCGCAGAGUCCCGCGGUGUCGUCGUCCGCUUCAGAGGCAAGGAGAUGGGUUGUCUGGGCUGUUUGCGCAUCACCGUCGGCACAGAAACUGAAGUCACGAGAUUCUUGAGAGAAUUGACCGAGGUUCUUGCGGGUGUGAGGAACCAGUUGAAUGGUACGGCUUUGGACAAGUCGGAGCAAAAGACGGAGGAAAAAGCCGAGCAAGAGGCCAAUGCUGUUGUGUCUUAG
This is a messenger RNA of Aureobasidium subglaciale EXF-2481, 1314 nucleotides long. RefSeq lists its product as uncharacterized. The record is from RefSeq and is a predicted model, not a curated record. The transcript is spliced from 3 exons. NCBI's taxonomy places the organism in Eukaryota, Fungi, Ascomycota, Dothideomycetes, Dothideales, Saccotheciaceae. Gene Ontology annotation, molecular function: L-histidinol-phosphate:2-oxoglutarate transaminase activity; pyridoxal phosphate binding. Bases 1 to 1314 code for a protein of 437 amino acids. Gene Ontology annotation, biological process: L-histidine biosynthetic process.